UGGGCUUCGAUAGCACUGUGUACUCCAGCUUGGCACUAGCCUUGUCAUGGUCAGUCCAGUCUAUCUUAGCACUCGGCAUUAGGCAUCUUUUUUCGCAAGGAAGAACCUCCCAUGAUGUAUAUCUGCGGCCGGCUACUUCGAGAGCGAACGUUUGGGAUUGUAGCCACUUCCGACGCCUCACGGCGUAGAGGAUUUCGGCUCUCCUAGACAGCAAUCGCCAUUCUUUGCCAGGUGGAGUCAGGCCAUAUGGCCAAUUCUCCAUGUGGAAAACCGGCGAGGGCAUAGUCCUCAUUAUUUUAUAUAGUUUACUUUGUGUGAGAAACUGGGUAGGGGAAAGGCGGUCAAAAUGGCUGUAAUACACGUCACUUCAGGUCUUUCUGUUUUAAAUCCUGCCCUUCCAUCCUUCCUCUUCAUCAUUACAUUAGUCGUGACAAUGCAGGCAGAGGCAUCCAUAGAAACCAAAACAGGAGUAACAUCCAUUGUGAUAGAUCGUGAGAAGCUUUGUCCAUUCCUGUUGAAAAUGUACUACAAUCCAGGGCAGCAUCAUCGAGUCGAUGACUUUACGCCUGUUUCGACACCUCCACAGUCAGAAGAGUUGCGACUCUAUACAUGGAAAAACGCGACGCUUGGAGAGAUUGCAUUUCUUGUAAAGCAGGCAAUCCCUGAUUUAUUAUCAGAAGCUGGAUCAGAUGCCCAGCUUGUAUUUCGACAUAUCUAUCUUGAUCAGACAAAAGGCAUUUUUGUUGGAAAGGACGUUGGAAGCGUGCGCUUGGAUAACCCACAUCUGGAUUCAUUAGCGAAUGCACCGACGCAAUUGGAGGAGCUUGUCAUAAAGGAUGAUAAUGAUGACCAUAAUGACCACGUCGAGCACGGUGAAAGAUCAGGGUCAAGUAUAGCCAUAGCCGGUGUAACAGCAGCCUUAUCAGGAAAAAGCGCCAGCAAGGAAUAUGAAAAAACAUUGAACGAUUUCAGAUUUGUAAUUGGCGAUUACCUGGAUAUUGCAAUUACAUCACCGACACCUAGAUUUCUGUCGCGUAAUGCGAGAAAGGAGCAGCAACCAAUGCGUUCUGCAGGGGGAAUUAGUAAUCGAGGUGGCCCACAACGUAAUAGCCGUUCAGGACAAAAACAUAGUCGACACGGGCGUGGCGCUGGAGUGGAGGUUGGAGGAGAGCGAAUGAAUCCGCUUGGUGACCGGUUUGCAGGUCGACUAGGAGGAGCAUUUAGUACCAUUGGUAGUAGUCGGAAUGGGCAUGGACAAGGAUUUGGAAGGCGAAGCGGGCAAUUUGGAUUGGAUGUUCAGAAUGAGCCAAGCUGGAAGGGGCGUGGACGUGGCCGGUAGUUCUAAUUUACUGACUAACAUUGGGUUACUCUAAAUGCUUAAAGUGUGAAAUAAACCCG
Messenger RNA from Lobosporangium transversale, 1398 nucleotides. Its product is annotated as Sin3 associated polypeptide p18-domain-containing protein. Gene Ontology annotation, cellular component: nucleus. Gene Ontology annotation, molecular function: transcription corepressor activity; transcription factor binding. Gene Ontology annotation, biological process: negative regulation of DNA-templated transcription. The transcript has 3 exons. The record is from RefSeq and is a predicted model, not a curated record. Lineage: Eukaryota; Fungi; Mortierellomycota; Mortierellomycetes; Mortierellales; Mortierellaceae. The coding region runs from base 347 to 1339 and encodes 330 amino acids.